AUGACAACCUUAAUUAUAUUCAAGAGUCCUGAACAAGAGGAUAUACCACCUCGAGACUGGGGAACUGGAAGACGUCGAGAAAAACAACCUGACACAACAUUCCAACGAUCAGGCACAUUUUUAUACACGUAUAUACGUCCUGGUACAAGAGUGCCAGCACCGUUACACAACACAGACACAUCUCUGGAUCAAAUCAAUAAAUUAUUUCCAUCAAACCACCCAUUCACGUCACAUAUCAGUGAAAAAGCACUAUUUCCAAAUCCGGUUAGAAAUGAUGAAAAUCCAAACAGUCCAAUAACACCAACGUCAGCCACGCAAGUUGAACCGUAUAUUGUCACACACAAAACUUAUGAAAUACAUUUUCCCGGUAUUAAACAACGAUUAAGGUGGCCAGAUAAACACUACAUGCAGCUUCCACGAUCUUCACAGAUUUCACGAUCAAAAAGUGAUGCUAGUUCAUCCUCAAAUUAUCCGUCGCCAACGAAGAUGUUUGCACCCAAUUCUGAUCUGUGGCCCGUUACUCAGCCGCUUACACCAGAUACCAUCAAUACAUUGAAGAAUAAAGACGUCUCGUUACUUGAGUCAACAUAUACUGCCGAUUAUUCAUCAGAUGGUCUAGGAUCACAUAUUAUUUAUAAAUCGGAUAAUUUAAAUGAUAGAGAACACGGACUUUCAAGAGCGGGUGGAACAAAAAUGAUGCCACAUUUUGAAAGAGUUUUGGACCCAGCUCGUCCACUCGAGGGUAUGCAGUCUCUUCACCUGCACGGUCAACAACCACAAAUGUAUUACACCCCAGAACUGAAAACAUGGACAUUAAGUGAAGAUGAAAAGCAGGAUCAUCAGCUACGUUAUGGAAAAGAUUAUACAAAUCUACCGGCCGAUUCAUUUCCAACAGAUCGUGCACCAAUUUACACGCCAAGAGAAGAAAGCAACGAUCAACCGAAAGCUCAUGGUGAAAUACGUUAUUUACACUUAAAACGUCCACAAUCCGCACAAAUGCCUAGUCAAAUACUGCAAUUUCGUCGCAAUCAAGAUCAACAAAUGGAGGCAUCAAGUCGAUAUCGUGAGUUAGAGGCGAUUAAACCAGCCGAUAAUAUUACUCUCCUCAAUUUGAAAUUGAGAGCGCUACAGCACCCGAGGCAUGCACGACCAAUAUUACCUCAAUAUCGAGAUGAUCAUGUUAAAACAUUUUAUUCUCAUGUGGGGACAUAUGUGCAAGAACGCAAUGGCCUGUAUCAUACUAGCUAUAAUCCAAGUCUUCUUAAACAACAAAUCCCUGAAUUAAAUGAAUACAGUGGAAAUGAAAAUCCGCAUGGUGAGACGUCGGUAGAUAAUUUGUGUUCACCUGAGCAAAAUCAGAAUCUGAGUCCAAGAUAUUUACUCGAUGCUGGGGAGGCAACGCAAGAACGUCAGAAACCGAAGUUAUUUCAAGAUAAAGUCUUUCGCGACUAUCGCAUGAUGAGAAACCAUCUCACUGAUAAACUACAUGCGCCCAUUGAUGCAGGAUGUGUUGAUGCUCUUACACAAGAAAAAAAUUUUAUUCAUCGUCAAUCGACGUACGCUCAAGCGUACAAUACAAGAAAAUAUCUUCAAGAAAAUGUAUUGAGUGCUAAUGCGCGUGCGGAACCAUCUCGUUUAAUAAGCACAUCAAAUCAAGAUUUGAAUAGAGUGCGGUACGACAGUGCUUUUCCAUUAUCAGAUGCUGAAUUGAAAUAUCAAGAUACUGCCUUGCCUCACCCAUCUCAACGUCCGACAACGUCAUACGAUUGUUCUCAAUCUCAACGCCACGUUCCAGAUAACUUUCAAGUUUCGCAUCCACUUUCACGUUCAGCCACGUUUUCUCAUUUUAUGCCAUCGCACCAGCUAAAUGAAAAUUAUCGCAUGCCGAGAAAUCGCGAAUUAAUCCAAAAUGAAGCAACAAUUGUCGGUCCGUUAUUACCACCAGCGCCUUACGAAGAGUUGUAUUCAUCAAAUCAUAUAAACGAGCAAACCGACGGCUAUUCAAAACGAUCAGUACCAAGAGUUUACGAUUCGCCUUUCAAAUAUGAUGAUGAAAACAUUCAGUAUAAAGUGUUUGGACCACCACUAUCAUCCACAGACAAAGCAUCAACCACCACCACCUACGUUCCUACAGCACAACAGUCAAAAUCGACAAAGACAGUUAUUCAACUACCCGGCAAUGAGAUAGUGUCACGUUUCGUUGAACCGUACGAAAAUCCACAAACAACAUAUCAACACUCGUAUAAAGAUCUUGUAUAUCAUGAGAAAUUACCAACACAAAGUCCUUACACUUGCAGUUCAAAUGAUAUCGAACGUAUGCUAAAAGGUCACCGCCUAUCCGUUAAAGAUGGUGAUAUUCGAUUUGGGCGUAUGUCAGACGGCAGAGUGAAGCAAUGGAGAUUGAUCGAUUUACAAGAUCAAUGGACAAAAACAAACGCACAACGAGAAUAUCAUGAAUUGCAUCCAGAAAGUGUGCCGUAUGUUGGAGAGAGCACAAUAAUUGGAAAAAAAGCGGUUGCUUUAGCUGACUCACGCGCGAAAAAGCCAUUUGUCGCUGUAAUGUGA
This is a messenger RNA of Didymodactylos carnosus, 2565 nucleotides long. The record is from the annotation of a GenBank genome assembly. NCBI's taxonomy places the organism in Eukaryota, Metazoa, Rotifera, Eurotatoria, Philodinida, Philodinidae.